This is a messenger RNA of Peniophora sp. CBMAI 1063, 3210 nucleotides long. The record is from the annotation of a GenBank genome assembly. Lineage: Eukaryota; Fungi; Basidiomycota; Agaricomycetes; Russulales; Peniophoraceae.
AUGUCGAGUCCCGACCCCGCGCCUCCAUCAUUCUUCCCUGCCCUCGCCGCGCGCUUCACCGCGCUAAUCUGGUCCCUACUCGACGCAGACCUCGCCAAAUCGGCAUUAUUCUACGCCGAGCGCUACUUUGCGCUCGAUGACACGAACCACGAUGCCCGCCAUCUCUACGCCACCGCGCUCUUGAAAGCCGAGCAGAUCCAUUCGGCGCUGUUUUUGGUCAAUCAUAGGGACGACGCUGUGCCAUGCCGCGCGUGCUACGAUAUCAAGGCGUCGUGUUGUGAGAAACUCGGGCGCCACCGCCAGGCGCAUGAGGCGCUUGCGCGGGCGGCGCAGGUCACGGUGUUGGGACCAUCGCUUGCUUGCGAACCAAGAACGAUAAGCGCUCUGCCGCCCGACGCUGUGCUGCACGCGCGCGCCGGCCUCGCGGCGUUGCGCGGAAACCUGCCCGAGCAGGCGCGCAUUGAAUUGUUGGCUGCACUUCGGUUACACCCAUACCUUUGGGAAGCAUUUGAAGGGCUGUGUACUCUUGGUAACGUGCCCGAGAUCGAGGAGCUGUUCCCCACGCGCGCGCACGAGCGCAGAACAUAUCCAGCCGGCGACGAAGGCAUCGCACGGCCCGCCACAUCCGGAGCAGCAUUCUUCAGCCCCGAACCCGUCAGCGCAGGCGCAGGCCUAUUCCGACGCGCAAACGCAGGCGAGGGCAACUUUCGCUUAGGCGCCGUGCACCCGCGCGAGUCAAUGAUGAGCGAGACGUCGUCAUAUGGCGAGCCCUCUUUUCUCGCUGCCCAUCCACCUAUACCUCCAUCGCGGGUCAAAGCUGCCUCGUCACAAAACUCCCGUCCGCUUUCUUCGCCUGCAGACGAUGGUGCACCCGCUCAUAAAAAGGCGCGAACAGGGUCACAUCUCACGCGCUCCGGCGCGGCUUCGUCGUCCGAUACGACUGUCAAUGGACAUGCGCAUAAGCCAGAAGCGGCGGAAUCGAGGAUUGGAGGGGUGACGAAUGGGAAGAAGGCUGGGCAGAGGGCUGCGCUGGGGCGGACGAAUGCACCGCCGCCUGCUGUCAAAGCUGCUCAACGUGCGGCGGCCAAGUUGGAUGAUGCGGGGACGAGGAGGAGUUUGAGGUUGGCUGGUGGGACUGGCGCAGGAGGGGCAAAAGCGACCACUAAGCCGCCAUCGACGAGAACACGGACUACACGACCUCCACCACCUGUAGCUCGUUCAGCCGAGUCUGACGAUGAUCCGCCGCGGUCUGCAUCCUCUGCAUCUGCUGCUGCGCCACCACAUACGCCAGCUGUCCUACCUGACGAGGGGGACUUGCUCGCCGAGCAAUAUAUCUACGAUCUGAUGCGAUUGUUCGCGUCAGCACAUCGGGCGCUUGCUUCAUAUGACACUGCGUUGUGCAUGGAGGAGCUGGAUAAGCUGCCACAUAAACACCAACGGAGUCCACAUGUUAUGGCCAUGGUCGGGAGGGCUCAUUAUGAGCGGACAGAUUAUAUGGCGGCCGAACGUGCGUUCGAAGCCGUACGCAUUCUCGAGCCGUACAGGAUGUGGGAUAUGGAGGUCUACAGUACUUUACUCUGGCACCUCCGUCGCAAAGUGCAACUCGCCUUCCUUGCGCAAGAGCUGAUGGCCGUCGACCCAAAGGCACCACAAACCUGGAUAGCCGUUGGCAACACGUUCUCCCUAGAACGCCGUCGAGCACAAGCAUUAUCAUGUUUCCGACGCGCAGCCGCACUCGACGAGGCUUGCGCAUACGCCCAUACCCUCGCAGGGCACGAGACGAUCGACGAUGAUGUGGAUCGGGCCGUGCAGGAGUUCCAGCUGGCGCUGAGGGCCGACGCGAGGCAUUACAACGCCUGGUAUGGACUAGGGACGUGCUACCUGCGCAUGAGCAAGAUACGCAUGGCCGAGUACCACUAUCGCAAAGCGGCGGAGAUUCAUCCAAAUAACGCGGUCCUGCUAGGCUGCGUCGGGAUGGCUGUCGAGCGCCGCGGGGACCGGGAAGGCGCCCUGGCGCUGUUCGACGAGGCGGUCCGUUUAGCUCCUGAGAACGCCUUGGUGCGGUACCGGCGUGCGAAGAUGCUUAUCGGGAUGAAGCGGUACGAGGCGGCGAUCAAGGACCUCGAGGUGUUGCGCGAUAGCAGCCCGGACGAGAGCAAUGUCGUGUUCCAGCUCGCGCGGGCGUACAGGCUCGUGGGCGAUGCGGUGAGGAGCGCGCAGAUGCUGGCUGUUGCGCGGGAUGUCAGUCCGAAGAGCGUGGGGAAGAUUAAGAAGCUCAUGGAGACCGUUAAAGACGGUCGGGCGGACGAGAGCAUGGACGAGGAGAAAUCUUCCGCGAACUUUUGCGUUUUUGACUCGCCUGCCUCGCCUCGCCUCACCUCGUCCCUUCGCCCACAACCGCCCAUACCGCCCCCACCAAUGCUCGGCUCCUCCCACGCCACUGCAGCUGCCGCCGCCGCGCGGUCCAAGCUGCAGCUCGCCUCGGGCUCCGGCCCGCGCGACAACACAUCCCUCCAUCGCUGGGUCCUCCUCAAAAACUCGCUCAUCAACUCGCUCUCGCCCGCACUGGCCGUCGUACAGCCCUCCACUACUCCACCGGCAUCGCCCGUGGCCCCAGAACCGGAUGCCGGCGCCGGUGCCGCUUUCGUCUUCCCUGACCCGUCUCCAGCCAAGAAUCACACAGACGAGGCUCAGUGGUUCGAUAACCUGCUCGACGAGCUCGACCACGACGAGGAGGACGAAGAGGACGACUGCUUCUCGUGCGCCGUCGACGCCGAGCAGCCGUUGCCUGCAUUACCCGAUUCGGACGGCGAAGAUCUCGAUGAGUUCGAGCCCGUUUACGGACCCGCGACAUCAGACGAGGACCUCCUCGCUCAUCAGCACACCGCCCUCUCGCGCCCCGUGUAUACCUACGCGCCGCCGCUGCUCGCGUCAAGCUCGUACGCAUACCCGCCACUGCCUUACCCGCCGCUUGACGACGACGAGCCCCCGGUACCUGACGCCGUACCGGAUGACUCUGACGACGAGAGUGAUGCUCCCAGCACACCCAGCUUGUUGCGGUCGAGCGCCUCUUCCAGUUCACGUGCUCCCGUCGCCGUCGCCAUUGCCCUCGUGGACGCGUACCACGAAGACGACGACGCGUUUGGGUUCGACGACGAGUACUUCUUCGCUGAACAUGGUGCGGGCGGGGACCCGGCUCAGGAGUGCUAG